Scatophagus argus is the source of this 4067-nucleotide messenger RNA. It is a transcript of the gene frmd8, whose product is annotated as FERM domain containing 8. NCBI's taxonomy places the organism in Eukaryota, Metazoa, Chordata, Actinopteri, Scatophagidae. Bases 223 to 1626 code for a protein of 467 amino acids. Gene Ontology annotation, biological process: negative regulation of canonical Wnt signaling pathway. Gene Ontology annotation, cellular component: cytoskeleton; plasma membrane. The transcript has 11 exons. The record is from RefSeq and is a predicted model, not a curated record.
GAAUCAUUUUGAAGGCACACACUCAAACUGUUGCAGCUGCCCGGAAAGCUAGUCAGACAACUGGCUAACCGUGGUCAGGGAAAUAACAACGAAUCGUUGACUAAGUUAGCUGAUGUAUUUACCAGUAGUUACUGUAGGCCUAACGUAAUUUACAAAAUUAACAGGAUCCCAGUUAGAGCAUUAGCUGCAAGAGGGGGGAGAUUUACAACUGGCAGAUUAGAGAUGGAAGGAGAUGACUGCAGUUUUCCUCCAGAUUCGGACGACCACUCACAAAGAGGAAGUGUUGCUUCCUCUGCAACACUUUCUCGUGCCCAAGAUGUCCUUAUAUACCUGUUUGGCGAGAGUGCAGUACACUUAUCAGUAGAAGGGCUUGGCAGUGUCAGUGUACAGGAGUUGGGCCGCAGUGUUCGUGAGGCUCUCAGCAUUCCUGAGUCCGCACAGGACGCUUUUGCCUUCUGGCUUUGUUCGCCACUGCUUGAUUUGCAGUUAAAGGCAAGGCAUCAACCAUACAAACUGUGUCGGCAGUGGCAGGACUUGCUGUAUCGCUUCACUGAGGCCUCAGAGGAAGACAUUUCACAAGAUGAACCAUAUCUCCAGUUCCGUCGGAACGUGUUUUAUCCUAAAUCUAAAGAGCUGCAGGUAGAAGAUGAGGCAGUGCUGAGGCUUCUGUAUGAGGAGGCCAGGAGCAACAUCCUCACAGGUCGAUACCCCUGUGAUCCUGAACACUGGGCAGGUCUUGGAGCCUUGUCGCUUGCUCUUGAUGAGGGAACUGGCCUUGAAAGUCAACAGUUUACUACUAUAAUAAGAGAAAAAAAGCUGUCCUCUUUUGUGCCUGCACAUGUCGUCAUGGGGAGCGGAGGAUUGUUCUCCACUCUGAGAGGGAAGUCGAGCCGUCAGGCAGCGCUGGAGCAGAACCUCUUGGAGGCGUACAGAAAGAUCAGCACAUCUGCUGGAAACUCUCCUGAGCCCACACAGCUCCUACACCAGUACCUCAACACGUGUCACGCUCUGCCUUAUUAUGGGUGCGCUUUCUUCCCCGGUGAGAUAGACAAACAGGCACAAGGAAUUCUGCAAAGGGGGAAACGCAAAGCUGUCAGUGUUGGGAUUUGUCUGGAGGGAGUUUAUGUGAUGGAUGUCAAAGAGAAGCAUGUGCUGCUUGGCCUGCGUUUUGAUGAGCUUUCCUGGGACCACAGCUACCCCGAGGAGGAGGGCGACUCACACAUUCUGUGGCUGGAAUUCGAUGGAGAGGAAGACGGUACUCCUGUCAACAAGCUGCUAAAGAUCUACUCAAAACAAGCAGAGCUAAUGAGCGGCUUCAUCGAGUUCUGUGUGGAGCUGAAGCCUGUGCCUGAGGGAGGGGCUGCUGCCGAAAAGGACGGUGAGGUGAGUGUCCCUCAGCAGGGGGGCAGCAACAAUGGCGGACGUGGAGGACGGCGCGGGAUGCUGCACAGGCAAAACAGUGUUGUGUGCAGCCGGGUCCAUACACUUAACACUAUCAGCUAUGUGGACAAUGGAAAAGAAAUCAAACGCUUGAAGCCCAAGAGAGCCGCGUCCUUCUUCACCCGACAGGUGUCUGCACCCACGUACUCUGCUGUGCAAGUGACAGAGAGCCUGGAGCAGGGUUAAACUGCCUGAACAGCUGCGUCCCAUGCCUCUUUAAAGACCAAAUCUGAACAUUUUACACUGAGAAAAGACUUGAUUCAAACUUAAGACGUUUAACUGAUAAUAUAUGAACAUGCAAAGGACCAAGCGAGGGAUCUAAGUGUGAGUGACGAUAUUUAUCUUUUGAAGUUGUGUAUAAUAAGAGAGGACAGUAAUGUGAAAACAAAAUGGAAUAUAUAACAGAGGUGCUGCCAAGGUCAUACUGAAGUGGCUAUUCAUCUAAUGGCCAUUAAUUAAUAAGUCUGAGACAAGCCUUAGAGACCGGUGACUCCAGUCAAUGACUGUAUCAUGUCUCAUGACCCUUUUGACCUUUCUACAGCUACACUGCUAUAACUCAAAAAUGUUACACCUCAUUUGAGUAUAACCACUGCAUUACCUCUUUUUACUUUAACUCUUAUUGGGCUUCAAACAUCAAGUGCACCUCAGUAUAUCCCCAUGUGACAUUCAGCAUUAGCAUUUUGUAACUUUUUCACACUAUAAGAGUUACCACAAUCUCUUGACAGUCAGCAUGACAAAGACUUUUUGAGGGGACGAUCUAAAGGCGUGUUUCCACUAUUGUGCUUUCUCAAACUGCCAGUGCCUUGUUCUCGUCAAAGGGUGAAGACACUUAAGAAAAGUAGUGGUAGAGACGUGGUUGGUGUUGCUGACUGUAAAGCGUCCGUAUGGGAGCGCAUAGUCUAUGCUGCGGAAGUUUCUUGUGAGUACAUUCUUUUAAGUGUUGGACAUUGUUAAUAUUUGCUGAUAUUUGCAGAUGGUUAUCGUGGAAAGAAAGUGCAGGUGGCACAUCUCACUUUUUUACUAAUGAAAAUUAUAUCGAGUGAAUGUAGUCUAAACAUGUUAAUUAACAGAAUAAGACAGACAUUUAGAGCUUCCAGCUGUAGAAGCUAAAAUUAUACAUUCAUAGUACCAGGUCCUCAGUGGGGACAAUGAAAUGUCUUGCACUGAUAAAAGGAUUAAACUUUAGUCAAAAACCACCCAAACCCUGCAAUAAGUUACAAAAAAUAACCACAAAUGAGUCCAAUAGAAGCCGUCUUCCUCAGUAGUUCAGGUAUCAUACCAUGUUAACCUUCCACUGCAGGUGAUAUCCAUGCACUGGCCCUGGCUUGACUAUUACUUGCUCACUUGCGUUAUCAUAACAAAGUGAAAAUGAUGCAAUACUUUAUUUGUGCAACUUCUGACACGAGAAAGACUAAAAUAAUCCUUUUCAGUGCUUAUCAGCACUACUUUAACCUACUGACUCACUAACAACAAAUUCAAACUGCAGCCCACUUGUCUACAUUUUAUCCAGCCAUUUGAAACAAUUGUUUUCAUUGGAAACACGCUUACCUUUGAAAUUACUUAAAAGAAGAAGGAGAACACUAUGUCAACCAUUAAUAUAUACCUUUGUGAGGUUUUUAAUGGGUUGAUUUAGUUCAAACAUAGGACAGUUUCAUCAACCCUUAAAAGAACAUUAAAAAAAAAUCACCUAAUUCUAUAAUACAUGUGCAAAUGUGUGCUGCAUGCAUAUGGCACAGAACAACCGGCCAAGAGCUUUUGACUAUGCUGUUGAAGUACAGUCUAUACACCAAAGCUUAUCUAACAUGCUGCAGCACAGUAUGCUACCUAAACUCUGCAGAGACAUGGCAGGGUCCUCCACAUUUAACAAAACAAGCUCACCUCACUCAUGGCCAUGAAAGAAGGUAUACAUCUUUACAAUACUGCCUUCCACUUGAACGUGAUUUGAGGUGUGGUGGUAUUUUGUAUUACUCCUAAUUCUCCUGAGCAUGCAAACUGCAGAAUGUUUUUACUUUUUUAUGCUUUGACUUGUUAAAUGUCAGCCACAGUCUGUAACCUAACUGCAAGACCCCAAUAUAUUGUUGCUAACUUACACUAUGCAUGUCACAUUGUAGAACAGCCAUUCCGACAGCCUACACAUUGUGUGAUACUGCACUAUUAAUACUAAUACACUGUUUGUAAAUCUGCAGAUGUUUUUGUAUUGUUUGUUGGCUUUUACGAGAGAAUAUUUUUACUUUCAUUUUCAUGUACUAUUCAGUGUUUAUACACAAGGAUGAAGUGGGAAAAAAUAGGUCAAUUUAAGCAUAAUUUUCUCAAGCAGUCACUUUGCAGAAACAUUAAGUGCCUUUUUUGUUUGUACUGUUUUUGAGGAUUGGAAACCAGGAAUUGACAUUUUUUGUUAUUGCAAGGGUUCAGAAAAAGUGAAUUGUGUUUUGUAAUAUGUUUCCUGCAUUUUCAACUAGACCAUGCAUUUCACCUUUCCUAGCUGAUGUGAGUAUAUUAAUAUACUGGAUAACUACACUGGACUGCUGUUGAACAGUGUGUUUUGGUUCCUUCUGCCUUCAUAAACAUAUGUCUGAUAUGCUUUUUUUAAUAAACAGAUGCAAAGAAAGCCCAUUUCGCUGAAAAUA